UCCCUCGCGCCCCCCCCCCCGUUGGUCCCUCCCUCUCGUCUCCCUCUUCCGGUUCUGCCCUCUCCCUUUCCUUCACGGCGACGGAGCGAGGCGGCGCGGCACCAUGAGCAAGGUUUCUCGCGACACGCUGCACGAGGCUGUGCGGGAGCUCCUCCUAGGCUCCCAGAAGAACCGCAAAAGGUUCCGAGAGACUGUGGAACUCCAGAUCAGCCUGAAGAACUAUGAUCCACAAAAGGACAAGCGAUUUUCCGGAACCGUCAGGCUGAAGAAUACUCCCCGCCCCAAGUUCUCCGUUUGCCUCCUGGGAGACCAGCAGCACUGUGAUGAGGCUGAGGCAGCCAGCAUCCCCCACAUGGACAUCGAGGCUCUGAAGAAGCUCAACAAAAACAAGAAGCUUGUCAAGAAGCUAGCCAAGAAGUACGACGCCUUCCUUGCCUCCGAGUCGCUCAUCAAGCAGAUCCCUCGUAUCUUGGGCCCUGGCUUGAACAAGGCUGGCAAGUUCCCUUCUCUGCUCACCCACAACGAAAACAUGGCGAGCAAAGUCGACGAGGUGAAGUCGACCAUCAAGUUCCAGAUGAAGAAGGUGCUUUGCUUGGCGGUUGCUGUUGGGCACGUAAAGAUGACGGAAGACGAGCUGGUGUCGAACCUGCACCUUGCCAUCAACUUCCUGGUGUCGCUGCUGAAGAAGAACUGGCAGAACGUGCGUGCCCUCUACCUCAAGAGCACCAUGGGCAGACCACAGCGCCUCUAUUAAUUAACCAUCGCGCCUCGUCCUGUGCAUGCGCAUUCCUGAAAGUAUCGAGUGCCUGUGCGGGCUGUGGUGUUUGGUAUAAAAAUAAAGGUGAAAUUAUUUCCA
Messenger RNA from Lethenteron reissneri (Far Eastern brook lamprey), 856 nucleotides. It is a transcript of the gene RPL10A, whose product is annotated as ribosomal protein L10a. Gene Ontology annotation, biological process: translation. Gene Ontology annotation, molecular function: RNA binding; structural constituent of ribosome. The record is from RefSeq and is a predicted model, not a curated record. Lineage: Eukaryota; Metazoa; Chordata; Hyperoartia; Petromyzontiformes; Petromyzontidae. Gene Ontology annotation, cellular component: large ribosomal subunit.